GUCAUUUCUAUACUUCUCCAUCAAGUCACCUCCCCAAAACAGCCAGGAGCUGAGCGGCAAGAUAAUUUUCUACGGUUAAUAAGGACGCCGCUUGGGCGGUCGGCGGAGACACAGAUCAAAACAAAGAGCACGCACGCUUCCGAACCGACGUCCUCGCCGACGUCGCCUCGAACGUGUCCCUCACCGCCUCACGAGACCUCUCUCCCCAAAAUCCUGAACCUAUAUAAAUUUCCCGCGCCACCACCGGCAGCCCGCCUGACCCCGAGUCCCCGAGCCCCCCUGAUAUACGGCAGGCACGCAGCAGAUCGGCCGGGCUCGGCGCCAAGCGCGAUGGACUGCUCAUCCGGCGACGUGAAGGCGGAGACCACGCGGCCCGCGGCUGUUGCUGCCGCUGCCGCUGCCGCCGCCGGCGGCGGCACGCCUUCGCUGCUGCGGGGGUGGCGGGAGUUCCGGCGGAGCGCCGUGCCGGCGAGGUUCCUCUGCUUUGAGGACGGAAAGUGGGUCGAUGUCGCCGGAGAGGCGGCGGCGCAGCUGCGGCGGGCGUUCCAGGAGAGGAGGGUGAUGGCCGACGCCUCGUGCGGGGGCAAGGCGUACCUGUUCGACUUCCUCCGCAUGGUCAGGAUCGACGAGGCCACGGGCGAGGAGACCGGGCUGGCGUGGAUCGACCACCGCGGCGGCUGCUUCUUCCCGGCGCCCGCCGCUUGCGGCGGGGGCAGGAAGCGCGGGAGGGACGACGACGGCGCGCCGGCGGAGGACAAGGCCGAGGCCGAGUCGUCCUCGGCCGCCUCGGGCGUGGACGACCGCUCAGGGGGGGAGAGCCGCGGGGCAGACGCCAAGAGGAGGAAGGCAUUGGGGAACGCGGCGGCGAGCCUCGGGGAGAAGGACAGGUCCUACCAGGUCGUCAGCAAGCUGUUCCUCGAAUACGGGAUGGCGCAACGCGGCGCGGCGGUCACGGCGGUGCGCAAGGUCGCGUGCGGCGCGAGGGCCGCGGCGUUCCGGGACCAGGGGCGGCUCCUCGCCGACGCGCGCGGCGCCGCGGCCGGCUCCGCCAAGUUCGCGUGGUACGGCGCCUCCGCGGACGACGUGGCCGCCGUGGUGGACCGAGGUUUCGCGAGCAACAACGCGCCAAGGCUCGGCGCUCACAAGCAUGGCGAUGGCGUCCACCUUUCCCCGCCGCAUUGCCCUUACAGGAGUGCCACGCUGGCCAAGGCCGACGGGAGCGGCGAGGCGCACAUCGUGCUGUGCCGCGUGCUGAUGGGCCGGCCGGAGGCUGUCCCGGCAGGGUCUUCUCAGUCCUGCCCCAGCAGCCACAACUACGACAGCGCCGUGGACAAGCUGGACAAUACACAGUGGUACGUUGUGUGGAACCAGGACAUGAACACGAGGAUCCUUCCCGAAUACGUGGUCAGCUUCAAGUGCUCCAAGCUGCAGCUGACGCAAGAAUUAUCAGAAGCGACCUCAAAGCUGAAGAAGCCGUCACGAGUGGCUCGCGACAUGUUCCCGACGCUUCUUGCAGAGAUCGAGAAGAUCGUGCCAGACAAGUGCGAUCUGUUGCAGGAGUCAUACAGCAGAUUCAAGAUGGGUCGGAUUAAGAAAGACCAGUUCAUCCGAUUCCUCCGCAAUUACGUCGGAGACAAAGUGCUGACCACCGUGGCCAAGAAACUACGAGGAUGCUAAAUUUCUAGUGCGCGUGUCUCCUUGGUUUCGCCGUCUUGGUGGUGGCAUACGUGGUGGCUCUGACUACAGCGAUUCAAGCUUGUCUACGUGCUAGAUGUCUGCAGUAGUACCAAAUAGAGAUGAGGAGCUUUACUUCUGUUUCUGUUUAUUCAAGUUUCUGCCAAGGGCGUAUGCGUAUAGAGGCUUUGCAGCGAUGCUCUUCCAUUAACCAACACAAAGGAUAGGUGCAGUUUCUGAUCAUGAGACGUUUCAGUUCUUCUGUGUCCUGCAGCCUGUGGAUAUAAUCUGUGCAGACUGAAAUGAUUUGAUGAAACCAUUGUUGAACCGCCCAAUCGCUUCAAAGUUUUGCCGUUCAGAGUG
Messenger RNA from Zea mays, 2037 nucleotides. RefSeq names its product putative inactive poly [ADP-ribose] polymerase SRO1. Gene Ontology annotation, molecular function: NAD+ poly-ADP-ribosyltransferase activity. NCBI's taxonomy places the organism in Eukaryota, Viridiplantae, Streptophyta, Magnoliopsida, Poales, Poaceae. The record is from RefSeq and is marked predicted.